AUGUCGUUUGACCGCCUUUCGUCGUUGGAAGCCCAGACUUCAUCUGCACGAGGCACCAGCGCAGCCUACCAUGAUGACCCGGAUUUCCAGCACUUGACAGAGUCACUGUCAAACCAGCUGUUUACGUUGACAUCAAAUAUAUCCAAGUUGUCAAAUCAAAUUGGUCUUCUUGGAACCAAACGAGAUACGGAGCGCGUGCGAGAGAGAAUACAUAACCUGCUUGAGGAAACCCGGGAUGGAUUCCGGGAGGUUGGAGAAGGUGUCAAGAAAGUCCAAGUUUGGGAAGAUAUAACUCCUGGCCAGAAAUGGACACAGCAGAAACUAUCCUCCGAGUUCAAAUCCACGCUCGAGGAGUUUCAGUCCGUCCAGCGUCGCGCGCUCGAAAAACAGCGCGCCUCCGCUGCCGCAGCUCGUUCUGCUCUGGAGGAGACCGGCGCCGCCGAAGCUCCCCAGGACGGCCAAUCGCUGCAGCAAUUACAAGAGCAGCAGCCUCGCCUUGCGUCCCAAGAAGAGGUCGACUUUCAGGAUGCCUUGAUCAUCGAACGUGAAACCGAGAUUCGAAAUAUCGAACAGAGUGUGGGAGAGCUCAAUGAGCUUUUCCGUGACGUCGCGCACAUUGUCCGCGAGCAAGGCGGUCAGCUGGACCUGAUCAGUGAGAAUGUUGAACGAACCAGAGAUGACACCCGGGGAGCGGAUAGGGAGCUACGCAGCGCAAGCAGAUAUCAGAAGAAUGCAAGAAAUAAGGCCUGCUGUCUUUUGCUCAUUUUGGCGGUUGUGCUGGUCAUUAUCGUCCUCGCUGUGACCCUUGGUUGA
Molecule: messenger RNA, 813 nt
Organism: Ophidiomyces ophidiicola
Lineage: Eukaryota; Fungi; Ascomycota; Eurotiomycetes; Onygenales; Onygenaceae
Exons: 2
Coding region: 1-813 (270 amino acids)
Biological process (GO): intracellular protein transport; vesicle fusion; Golgi to vacuole transport
Cellular component (GO): membrane; SNARE complex; endomembrane system
Molecular function (GO): SNAP receptor activity; SNARE binding
Source: RefSeq, a predicted model, not a curated record